AUAACACAAUCAUUUUAUUAAUAAGAUCAGAGUUGAAGCAGAAAUACAACAUGCCAGCCACGAAGGGCAAACUUAGGAAAAACAACAUGAUUGGAGUAGUUUAAGAAAACAUCAUGAGCAUAAUAAUCACUUCAAAGAGGCAUGUCCACAAACCACACUAAGUUGCGAGUGGUGAGCUUUGCGUCAUCUGACCGUAGCAUGUCAUCUCACCCCAUCGUCGCCGCCGUGAGCAAGCCGCCGAUCGACCUCCGCCUCCUCGCCGCACCACUGCUGCCUUUCCUCGCCGCUGUCCCGUCGCUCACCGCCAGGUCCAGCGCCGCCGACCACGGUUCCCAGUCUUCGAGCCGCGGUCGUCGCCGUCCAACUGGAGCAGCCAGCCGCCGGCGUCGCCGCUCAUCGCGGCCGUCGAUUGCAGCGCCGCCGAUGUUUCCUUCGCCAGUAGCCGCCGCCAUCAUCGCCGACGGGUGUAGCGCCGCCACGCCAAACGGAGGACGUCGCCAAACGCCGGACGCCGCUGUUUCGCCCUCGCCGGAAUCGAGAGCCGUCGUCGCCCGAGCUUCCAGCUGGUCGCCGAGCCUCGAGCCGCCGUCGCCGAGCUUCCAGCCGCCGUCGCCCUUUGCACAGCGGCCACCCGCCGCCGUCGAUUGCAGCGCCGCCAGUCGCUGCUCAUCGCCGUCGAGCUGCCGCUCCGCUACUGUCACCGGCGUCCGUCACCGUCGCCGCAUCCGGCCGCUGCCCCGAGUUGAUAUCGCCGGCAGAUUAACCUCCACACCGGAUUGAUUGGUCGAUUUCGUAUUUUGACUCGAUUUGACCCGUUCGGUUGAUUUCGUUGAUUUGUCUUCCGUUCGAGCUAUCGAUUCGAUUUCGGCGUAAUCCAGGUCCGUACUAUGAAGUUAAUAACAUUCAGAAUAGAUUUAAUGGUUUGGA
This is a messenger RNA of Cuscuta campestris, 927 nucleotides long. Lineage: Eukaryota; Viridiplantae; Streptophyta; Magnoliopsida; Solanales; Convolvulaceae. The record is from the annotation of a GenBank genome assembly.